UCUGUCGUUUCCUAAUGUUUACCUUUUUUUACAUUAUUACUGUAAAACUGCAAAUGUUCUUCUAAAUCGGAUAUAGAUUUUGAUCGCUUUGUUGAUACUUGGACAACUGAAACAGUUCUUGUCUCAUUUGCGGCAACAUGAUGUCAUACCAGCAGACAGGGGUUAUUUUUAAAUUUGUUAUCUUUAUGUAUUAACCGAGCAAAUGUUUUUUGCGGGCGAAUUAAAAAUGGGCCAUGGGCCGUAAUUGGCCGGUGGGCCAUAGUUUGGAGUCCCACAUUACGUAGACGUGCAGAUUGGGCUCGGUUACAAAAAUAAAUACGUAAAGAUUUGCACUUUACCCUGAUAAAUACUAAGAGGCAUAGGAUUAGUUUCACUCCUAAUACUGGAUGGUGCCAGUUGUUCUGGUCAAUCGGAGUCUAGUUCUUUAUCUAUUGGGUCACAUUCUGUACAUUUUCUAUAGUUAUUUUUCUUAAUCUUGUGUUUUUGAUUACAGCUCAUGUGGUAGUCAAUGUUCUUCAUAGAGUGUGUUAUGGUUUUACUGUAAGCGGGGGAUUCUAAAAUGUCCUCCUUCAUGAAUCUUCAUGAACCUUUCUGUUGUGUUGUGCAGAGAGUUCAUUCUCAAUAAUGAUUUAACAUGGUAGGAAAUGUAAAUAUCAACAUUCAACACUUCAUUUUCAACCUAAUCCACACCAUUCCUAGGGAAUCACAAUGUUCCUUCAUUGGUGAGCUAUUUUUUAGAUUAUGCCCACGGGCUACUCAUGAGGUACUUGGGGACUGAUGUCCUGCUGCCCACGAGCAGCAUCAUGUUGGUGACCUAUGCGGUGAGGAGUAAAUAAUUUACAAAACGUUUUAAAAAAUGUGCAUUAAAACAUUUCUAAAAAAGCAAUCUGAAAAUCCAGUUUCCGUGUUUUGGCCCCUGUAGCUUGGGGACCCCUGGUCUACCAGUUCACACAAGGCCUUUCUGAAGUAUUACAUGUUUGAAUACUUGAUGACAAUCAUGGAAAUAUCCUUUAGAAGAAAUCAAGAAAUGUGCUUUACCACAAAAGGCUCGGUAAACAUGCCCAACCCAAUUCCAUUCCUAUUGCAAGUGAUUGUUUACCAGUGACAUCACCUGUUAGGUGAAGGUUGCCCCUUCCCCAGAUUCUGCACGGCAUCUGGAAUAUGUGCUCAAGGGCCAAGAGAUAAACUUUAUGCCGUCUAUCCCCGGAAAACCCGAUCUAGUCGGGUGGAUACAUGAUGGUAUAGAUGUGGUGUGGUUCGAUCUGCAGAUGGGCAAAGAUGUUUUUCCUCCCUACGAGGACAGGAUCACUCUGGAGCAAGAAUCUGCAAGGCUCACCAUCAAAGAUGCCACAUAUGAAGACAGCGGAAACUAUGACUUAAAGUUGAUGAUAAAUGACCAGCAUCGUCGUUUAAAAUACAGAAUUGAGGUUAUAGACAAAGUAGACCAACCACACAUAUCGUGUGUGUUGACCAGCCCAAACAGAGCGUUGCUCGUUUGCUCAACAGACUCCAAACAUCCUGAUUUAUUGGAGUUUAAGUGGAGCGCAAAUGGAAAGGAGCAUCCAAGACCAAACUUGCAAAUAAAUGUGAGGGGCAAACAUGAUGAUCGAGUUUAUCGUUGUGACGUGAGCAACCCUCUGACCAAGGAAACGGCCACUUUCACUGCCGGCGACUGCUUCCUGGAUAAGCCAUCAGAUGGUCCAAAUGACAUCCUCAAAAGUAAAACAACAGCUUUAUUCAUUGGCGUCAUCAUCAUAUUGAUCGUCAUCAUUGUGAUCGUCAUUACGGUCGUAGCUUUGCGAAGAAAAGGUAAAGCACGUUUUGACAAUAUAAAGAGAAGGGUUUUGAGAAGACAUAGUUCUUCGUUUGAAGGACUGCUGGAUUCAGAUGAAAACAUCAAGCGUCCAAACCCUUCAUGGGAUCUGGAUUUAUGUGAUGCACUGAAGGCAUACGGCAUCAUAAUUCACGGCUGCAUCGAUGUAGUUACUCAACUUGUAUUUUGGCUGAAGGCAGACAACGCCUCCAACGCUCCUGAAGUCAUUGCCAACCAUGUCUUGGAUACUGUGAAAGUUAUUGAGGGGUGUCCACAACAGCUGCUGGCUGACCCACACCCGGAGAACAUAUACAUCAGAGAAGUGAAACGUUUCUUGUGUAGGAAACAGAACUACAUUAACAAAUGUAACACAACCAAUGAACAGAUGGACUCAUGGUUGCUGAUCCUAUGUGAGCAAAGCGUUGAGAAUUGGACAAAGGUUUUCCAAAAUCUCAAAGAAAAUGGACAUUUCACAGGGAGUGACACGGACAAGGAGCUCAUACAGUUCUGCUUCCUCAAACCCAUCCAGGAUAAGCUGAACGGGCUUUUAAGAGACUGGAACUCACAGCGGAUGCUAGAAGCUGCAAAAAACAAACUUCUGAAUGUCUCGAGAAAGGCUGCCAACCUGUGCAAGGAGAAGUAUCAUUUUAAAGCACAGAACCCCAAUAAUGAACCAUCUUAUGAGCGCUGCAGGCUCAUUAUGGCUGAAAAUGGAUGGAAUGAACCAAAGAAUGAAGGAGCAGCAGCAAAAUUGUAUAAAAAAAUGAAAAUUGAGAUGCAAACAGAAACAUUUGAACCCAGAGACGUACACGCUGACAACAGAAUAGGGAGGGCAAGAGCACAGGGGGAGAAGGAAAACAAAACACAGGCAACCAGUCAGAACACAAAAACACAAACAAAGUCACUCACGUUAGUUUGAAGUAUGAGCUUGUUUAGCCUGACGAGUAGUUCUACAGGAAGCUAUUCUUCUUUUAUAGUAUAUAGUAACAGGUGGGACGUAUUAUGCUAACUAUUAAAUAACUUUUGAUUAAAUUAUAUGUGAAUUGUGAUACAUUUCCUGCACCAUCCGAUGAUCUCUCAAGGCAUGAAAAUGAUUGGACAAAGAUUCAUUUGACAUUAUUUGGAGAGAAAGGAAAUUAGGUCACCAUGAAGGCAAAGCAGUCUUCGGAUAUUAUUAAAGUAUGAGAGCAGCAAAAGACUUCUUUGGAAAUCGCUGCUCGAGUGCCUUCUGGUGAGGUGCAGGAUGCUGCUGAUUUUCCUAUUUUCUUUCUUUAGUCACCCAUACAUGAUUGUUUGUGCUGCUCUGCUUCAACAGUGUUAAACAAACAUGAAGGAUUUUGUAUUUGCAUGUAUAUUUAUUUCAUUGUCACUAAAUGUUAGUUUUAGGACUGACAUGUUUUGCAGCCUAUGUUGUUAAGAAUAACCACAGGUAAAAAUAGUCUAAUUUCUACUUGGUUGUGUAAAGUUACUGUGCAAAGCCGUGAGUUGGAUUUGUGAGUACAAUGCAUGUAUUGUAUGAGGUAACACUGUUGCCGUCUGGUCCAAAAGUAGCUUGAAACGUAAAUAAUUAUACUGGUAAUGGCCGGUAUUAUGAAAAAAAAAUAAAAGAACACCUCGAG
Molecule: messenger RNA, 3432 nt
Organism: Syngnathus acus (greater pipefish)
Lineage: Eukaryota; Metazoa; Chordata; Actinopteri; Syngnathiformes; Syngnathidae
Exons: 7
Coding region: 1191-2732 (513 amino acids)
Source: RefSeq, a predicted model, not a curated record